AUGCUGCAUCCGGUAGAUUUAACUCCCUCCGGCCGGCCCGUGCUGUUUCCUGGGGAAUUGGAGAGCCUUUUAAUCGACGACGCAGGGAUAGAAUUUGAGGAGGUAGCCUCAAAUUCCGGCGCGGUUCUCGAAGCGGAGUCGCUUCGCGAUGGCGUCGCGUCGCUCACCACGCACCGGCUGAUCUGGAUCGACGAACGGCCGGCGACAGGUGGUAACCAGAAGCGAGCUUUCGCCGUGCCACUCGUCGCCAUCGCGAAUGCUUCCGCUGCGGGGUGGCGACUCACCUCAGUUUUCGCCUCCCCUCGUGUUCGCAUGUACGUCUUACUGGACCCGCAAGGGCGGGCGGUUUUGUCGUCUUCUGCCAUUGGCAGCAGCUACAGCACACAGAGCAGCAACUUAGGGACGACGUCAGGACGAACCACGUCGUUAGUAGCCGUUCUAAGAGGCCAGGCCCCUGCUGACGUGUUCCUGAAAAAACUCAACGAAGCGCUAGCGGCUAGAAAAUGGCAAGAUUCACCUUUUCUAGUAACCCCCACUACUGCCGCCUCCGCAUCUCUCCCUGCCCCGCCGAACGGCGCAGCAGCAGCGGUCGGCGCGUAUGGGGGGGGCGGAAUGGGGGGAUCAGCAACUGGCGGAGCGAACCCCCUCUAUUGGGGCAGUGUGGGGUAUGGAAGCGGGGAAGCGGGGACAGCAGGGGGAGCGGGGGGGGCUCCUCCGGUCCAGUUCAGCACAGCAAUGGCGGGGGUGGGGGGGAUUCUGAGGCGCGAGGCGGAGCAGAAGCAGGCGACGGAUCGCAGCCUGCAAGAAGCGUUCUCCGACCUGAAUGCGCUCAUGGCCAAAGCAAGCGAGAUGGUGAAACUGGCUGAGAGAAUGCGACAGAAACUGCAACAGCAGCAGCAGGGAGGCGCAACAGCAAGUGGGGAAACAGCGGCUUCUCUCUCUUCCUCUUCCUCCUCCUCAUCAGCAGCAGCAGCAUCGGAGGAGCUGCAGGAUUUGCUGCUGAAGAUGGGCAUUGAGUCGCCCGUCACGAGGGAGACCGCAGGGGCGCUUUAUCACAGGCAGCUAUCCCGAGAGCUUGCAGAUUUCAUAGGUCCAGUGCUGGAGAAGACAGGUGGCACGAUGCUGUUGGUCGACGUGUACUGCAUAUUCAACCGCGCCAGAGGCACAGAGCUCAUAUCGCCAGACGAUCUUCUCAAGGCGUGUUCACUCUGGUCCUCCUUCACCUCCCCUGCUGUCCUGCGCCGCUUUGACAGUGGCAUCCUCGUGGUCCAGCUCAAGACUCACAGCGACGAGCAUCUCACACGCAAGAUCCAGGAGAUGGUAUCGACCAAUGAGGCGCUGCGAGUCGGGGUGUCCAUUGCUGACGUGGCGCAGGCGCUCGGAGUCUCGCCAGCUGUUGUCAAGGAGGAGCUGCUAGCGGCCGAGGCCAAAGUUUAUGUGUUGUUCUGGGUGUCCCUCUCAAGGAGAUUUGCUGGAGAGGAGCUGCUAGCACCCGAGGCCAAGUUCAUGGCAGAGAUGGGCACGCCCGACAUGCCCCUGAAGGAUCCCGGCACCUACUACAGCGAGGAAGCUUUGGCCGCAAAGGAUGCAGCAGAGGCCUACCCCGACCUUGACAUCGUCGACCAUGUCGUCCGUUCCUUAGCGGAGCUCCUUGGACGGUUGGGCAACUUCCACCUACGCUUCAAAGAGCUGCAGGAGGUGCUGUGUGAAACGAACCUGGAGUUGCAGGGCAUCCACAGCGUCGACGUGACACACGUGCUGCAGAUGGUGGACAACACUAGGCUCACCCUUCGCAACCGUUACCUGAGUGACGCGGACAACUUCGGCGAUGGGAGCAACGAGCUGCGCGCCUUCUUGUCGAAGCACGCCUCGUCGGAAAAAAGGGAAGUGAAGGUGACGGGCACCGACUCGACUGGCGCCCCAACUACUCAUGAGUACACCCUCCAUGAACAGAACAUCAAGGGUCACAUAUCUGGCCUGGGCCUGGACGACUGCAUCACACUGGCGAAGGGGUACGUGAAGGAGCUGCUGAAGCGACUGGAGAGCCGGAUGAAGGAUCUGGGCUCUCUCGACGGCGCCAAGCUGUUCACGCAGGGGGCGUACCCGAAAUCUCACUCGAAGCGGCAGCGUCGGUUUUUGCAGUGGCUGGAGGCUCUCCGCAAUCUGUUUAAGCGGAAACCGUCCGACCCUGACACCCUGCCUGGUACGUCUUCGAUUUCGGUUGUCAUUGAUUGA
This is a messenger RNA of Closterium sp. Naga37s-1, 2235 nucleotides long. The record is from the annotation of a GenBank genome assembly. Lineage: Eukaryota; Viridiplantae; Streptophyta; Zygnematophyceae; Desmidiales; Closteriaceae.